Messenger RNA from Drosophila biarmipes, 3888 nucleotides. RefSeq names its product protein PIP82 (gene PIP82). The record is from RefSeq and is a predicted model, not a curated record. Lineage: Eukaryota; Metazoa; Arthropoda; Insecta; Diptera; Drosophilidae. The transcript has 3 exons. The coding region runs from base 159 to 3572 and encodes 1137 amino acids.
UUUCUGCGCUAUUUUCCGUCGGAGCCUCUUCAAACUGGCUAAAAUGCUGAACUGCAGCGGACGUUCCACGUUUUCGGCUUUCAGUUUCGGUUUAUUGGGUACAUGUCUCCAAACGCAUUGCUAGUGGAUAUCUCGUGGAUGUAACUUCCUGUGGUGUGAUGAGCCACCAGCAGCAGCAGUUCCACCAUCACCACCAUAACUUCCAUCCGGGGCAAUUGGAAUCGCAACUGGAGCGACGCAACUCCCCCGACUUGGAGCAGAAUAGCAACAGGAACACAGACCGCAUUGGCUCCUCAAUGGAUUUUCGAAACCUCUGCCAGCGCCUGGAUGUAGAUAGUUUGAGAGCCAAGUUGCCCCAACUGAAGUUGCCCAAAUCGCUGCCCAAGUUGCGCGGUCGCAAGAUCUUCCGCAGCUCCAAGAGUGGCCCAGAUGCACCAGGACGAUCCUCGAAGGAUGCCGGAGGAGGAGGAGCACCGCAGCAAUCGCACCUCCAAGUGGCGGGAGCCCAGUCGCAGCAGUUUAUCAACAGAACGCCCCAGAGGAUCUCCACGAUCAGUUCGCUGAUGUACGAGGGCGAGCAGGAGGAAAUCCGGGUGGGACAACUGGGAAGAUCGCAGCCGGGAACGUACAGAAGUGCCGGAAGCCUCGAUGACGACUACUAUGCUCCUGGCAGCGGCGACAGAGCUUCGCGACCCAUUAGUCCCAUCAAAAUAGCAGAUGACUCUCCGCCCCCUGGAAACACGGGGACCUCUACAUUGACCCAGCGAUUGCAGAGGGGCUACAAGAGCCUCAGCGAACUGAGGCUCAAGCACAUCUUCGCCAAGCAGACGACGGUGAGGAGGGACAACAUCGAGGUGGAUCGCUAUGUGGAGCAAUACGAGCGGGAACUGAAGUCGGAGAAAUUGGCCAGGGAGCGCAGGGAUCGGGAAAUAGCCGAGAACUAUGACAUUAAGAUCAGAACUUUGGUGGCCACUCGGCAGAACACCUUCGAUGAGGACGAGGUGGAGCACGAGCAGUUCGAGAAGGGCAAGAGCGGGAACCAUGAGACGGAUGAGAGCGGGAUGGAGACCACCCCGCCGUUGCCGAGUCGCCGGAAACCAGGUAUAGCUGCCACCAGAUUCGCCAAGGUGCGAAAGCCUCCCCUGGAAAUGGAAGAGGCUGGGAAGGAGCAUGAGGAUCAGGAAGCACCACCAGCUCGACAGCGUCCCAGUAGCUAUAAGCAGUUGCUCACCAAGCUGCCCCACCAUCUGCCAAGUCUACCGAAUCUCUCGCAGUUCUCCAGGAGCAAGGAGGAGGCUUCCUCUAAGACCGCAGAGAGUGCUGGAGCUAGGGAAAGUAAUCCAGGCUCUAUGUUGGGCAUAAAGCAGAACAUCAAGAGACUUCGAAAGUCCAUCAAACGACCGGCCAAAACUAAAACUAAGGCCACAAGAGCAGCUGGGGAUUCAGAUGAAGAAAAAGACGGAGAACUGGAGGAGCAGGAAGUUGCUCCCAAACAUCCACCUGGCAGGAGCUCCACAUCCAAUCUGCGCGCUCGUCUCAGUCGUUUUGCCUCCACCGAGCAACUGCAGCAGCGUUGGCGGAAAAGCUUCAAGGAGCGAGCACCCAAGGAGCCCAAGGAGGGAGCCAAUGUGGAUCCAACUGGAGCCGCCACUGGAGUCCUUGGAGGCCUCCUACAGGGCUCCCAGCUGGAGAAGACCCUGGCCAAGCUCAACGAGAAGAUGCACCAGCUCAAGUUUUUUCAGCAGCACUCCAACGCCAAUGAAAACCCAGUUAAGCCAGAGCGAGAACCCAAACCGAACACUGUGGGACACGAGCCGGUGGAGCUCGAUGACGAUGAGGAACUGGAGGCCACCUACCAUCGCAGCGAUAGCCUCGAUGAUGAGGAGGAGCAGAAUGAUGACAGUGGCGAGGAUAUAUCCGCUGAGGAGGCAUUUGGCCAGAUCCAGGAGGAGCAUAAGGAGGAGGAUGCGAGGAAGAGGGCAUCCCUAUCGGGAACUGCGACCACCCACGCUGCUCGCCAAAUGGCAAAGCUGGCGAAGAUUCAGGCAGCGUCGAAGGGCGGAGCAACCGCCUGGAGCAGCGAGUCGCUGGAGGAGAUGGCCGAGGACGACUACCCGCGGGUGCUCAUCCAUCAAGAGCACUCCGAUACGUACGAAUCCACGCUGAUCAUAGCAAUGUCCUCGAAAGCCGGAUCCGUUUCCCCUUCUCCCUAUCCUGAGAUCAAGAUUUCAUCUUCCUGUUCCCCCACUCCGAGAUCUCCAUCGCCGGAAUUCAAGACCCCCGCCGGCGGCAGCAACGUUUGGUUGCCCAACGAGCAGAUCAUCGCGAGCUUCAAGGAGCACAUCCCCUCCCCAUCCUGGCCAGCUCCUGCUCUGUACAAGCCGAAGAGCAUUGAUAUAUUCGAGGCAUCAGCUGGGGGAUCAUCGGCUGCCUUCGCCGACUUCGAUGAGGCACUCCGAAAUGCCCCGGUUUUGAGGAUCAGCGCUGGCAGUAGCAUCGACACCAGUGGCGAGGAGGCCGACGAUAGCAGUUCCCGGGUAACAAGAAUACGGGUGCAAAGUCCACAGAUUGGGAAUAGUAGGGAAAGCCUUAUGGCCCAGGAGGAGGAGGAGGAUCGAUAUUCGGAUGAGGAAGAAGAGCAAGAGGAGGAGGAUGAGGAUGAGGAGAGGAAUGCCUCGGAGCGACCGCCGUCGGAGUCGCCACCACCGCCGCCACUCCCACAGCGACGUCCGCCUCCCAAGCGCCCAGCUACCCCUCCCAUUUACGAUGCAGUGCCUCCGCCUUUGCCCAUCAGCAAGCCACCAACAGCUCCUCCGGCCGAAACCGCUCCUCUGGGGGCACCUGUCCCUGCUCCUGCUCCUGCUCCAGCUCCGGCUCCAGAUCCCACUCCCAUCAGCAGGGGAAUCCCCCAGAGAAGCGCCUCCAUGUCGAGACCGGCCAAGCCGCUGGUCAAGACCAGCUCCCUGCGACUCACCUACAACGAGCAGGUGCGUCCCGGUGAUGUGGGCAAGGUCAACAAGCUGAUAUCUCGCUUCGAGGGCGGCAGGCCACGCCUUUGUCCGCGGAGGAUGCACAGCGAGGGCGAGGAGUCCCAGGAGGAUGUGCCAGAGAUGGGGCGGAUCCUAGAGCUCCAAAUAACGGAAAAGAGAGCCGUGGACUCGGUGACCCCGACGAAUCGGGCUGUGGUUGUCAUACCACAAAUUACUCUCAACAACAACAACAACAACAAUAACAACAACGAAUCCGAUAAGGACGAUGAGCUGGCCCAGAGUGGCAGGAAAAGGAAAUCCAUGGAACUAGCUCUGGACCGCCAGAACUCCAACUGCAGCCGAUCCGAGUACGGCUCGCCCCUUUCCUUCCCCAGCAGCCGGCGAAGUUCCACGCCCACGAACACCACCACUUCAACUCCGAAUCUCGGCUCCAAUCCCAACCAGAACCUGCAGCAUCAACGACGCAGCCGACGAUCCAUGACCCGCGAUGAUGACAAUUUCUAUAGCUUCGAUAGCGACGAAGAGAACAGCUACUACUCCAUAAGUCCCUCAGGCAGCAGCCGCUAUGUGGUGGAGAUCUAAGCGAAAUAGGAUUAAAUAUAAAAUUUGAGUGCUUUCAAAACAUUAAAAAACUGUAUCAAUACAAAAUUAUUAAUACAUCAACCAUUGAAAAGUUAAAAACAAAAGUUAAGCUAAUCAAGCGUAGUUUCAGACCUUACAUUUUUUAAAUUAAAUAUCAAAUAAAAAAAAGGAACGUUAUCAAUGUUUGCCCAAAUCUCCAACCCAUCAUUUUUUUUGUUUAGCUUAAGCUUUUAUUUAACAAACAAAGUACAACUUGUAUAACUUAAAAACCAAAAUAAACAAGCGAUAUAAGUAUCGCACAUGUACGAGCAAGUAA